CGAGACGCUAGACCCCGGCCCAAGUGGAGCUCUCUGGGACCGCUGGGGACUAGCAGGUAGCACCGCCGCCCACGGGAUCUACAGUAUGGUCGGAUGGGCAGCAGCUCGCUGUCAGAGGACUAUCGCCUGUGCCUGGAGCGCGAGCUGCGGCGGGGCCGCGCGGAUGUCUGCGGCGACCCCUCGCUGCGCGCGGUUCUCUGGCAGAUCCUGGUGGAGGACUUUGACCUGCACGGGGCGCUACAGGACGAUGCGCUGGCGCUAUUCACUGACGGCCUGUGGGGCCGUGCUGACCUGGCCCCUGCCCUACGCGAUCUGGCCCGCGCCUUCGAACUCCUGGAGCUGGCCGCCGUGCACCUGUACCUGCUGCCCUGGAGAAAGGAGUUCACCACCAUUAAGACCUUCUCAGGGGGCUAUGUGCAUGUGCUGAAGGGUGUACUCUCUGAGGAGCUCCUGACCCGAAGCUUCCAGAAGAUGGGCUACGUGCGCAGGGACAACCACCGCCUAAUGGUGACCACCCCACCCCCUGCCUGCCAGCUGGUUCAGGUGGCCCUAGGCUGCUUUGCUCUUCGGCUGGAGUGUGAGAUCCUAAGUGAGGUGCUGACCCAGCUGGGCACAAGUGUGCUUCCGGCUGAGGAGCUGCUCCGAGCACGACGGGCUAGUGGGGAUGUUGCCUCCUGUGUGGCCUGGCUGCAGCAGCGGCUGGCUCAGGAUGAGGAGCCACCACCCCUGCCCCCCAGGGGCACACCUGCGUCUUAUGGAGCCCCAGUGGACCUGUAUCAGGACCUGCAGGAAGACGAGAGCUCAGAGGCCAGUCUGUAUGGUGAGCCCUCUCCGGGGCUGGACUCACCCCCUAUGGAACUGACAUAUAGGCCACCACUCUGGGAGCAGAGUGCCAAACUGUGGGGUUCUGGGGGCCAGCCCUGGGAGUCUCCAGCUGAUGACCUGCAUCGGGCCAGCAGCCCACCAUAUGGGGCCCUGGAAGAGGAGCUGGAGCCAGAACCCUCUGCUUUCUCCUUCCUCUCUCUGCGCCGUGAGCUGAGUCGCUCGGGGGACUUAGCUACCCCCGAUGCCCCUGGGAGCCCAGGGCAGGCCAGCCCCCGACACAGGCAGGCAGAAGGAGCACCAGCCUCAGCCUAUGGGCCUGCGGUUGAGCCUCUAAGCUACCAGGCACACAGCUGCUUGAGCCCUGGUAACCUGCCCACCCUCUGCUGUGACACCUGCCGCCAGUUACACGCUACCCACUGCACGGCCCUAUCAGCCUGCCGCCCAAGUCAUUCACUGCGCAUACUUCUGGGUGACAACCAGAGACGCCUGUGGCUGCAACGAGCACAGGUGGAUGGAUACCCUGAUCUAUGACAGUCCUGCGGCCCAUCCCUAGGCCCAGAUGGACCCCAAGACCAGAGUUUGGGGAGAUAGUUUCCAUGGUGCUUCUUUUGGGAAAGGGCCUAGGCCAGUAGCUGCCCAGGCCCUCCUAUUGCCCAGGGGAGUUCAGUACCUAUAGUUGGAAUGUUCUUGCCUGGGGCUGUAUCAGGCCCCUCCUCACUGAUGUGCCGUGUUUCAGUCCUGUCUACAGCAGGCCCUGAGCUGAAUCAACAAGAUCUUCCCUCUUGUUCCUAUCCUUAUGCCCAGAUGUGCUGGGUAGAGAAGUCCAGGAUGCCCAUAUUACAGUACCCAAACUCACUCCAAGAAGGACCCCACCCUGCUCUCUACCUGCUCCCUGCAGGCUAUGGUUCAGGAUAUGUCGUCCCUUUCUCCGUGUGCUGAGAAAUCUUACCCAGGAGCUUGUUCAAGAGCCUGUAGACUCCAUAAGUUAGAUUGGGCCGUGUGGGAGGCUCUGACAGGGCAUAAGUCACUUAGCUGAGAGGCCCCCUGCUAACCCCUGCUGUUAGUAAGGAGCCCUGCAAAAACCGGGCACCAGGAGAAGCUCUUACCCCCCACCCCACAUCCAGCAGAAAAGGUUCUCAGCAACCAACUGUCUACCAGCCAAAGAGGGGGUGAACAUAUACAGGCCACCCCUUGGGUUACUGCCAAAAAGCAUCUCACUGCCCCAUGUAGCUCCUUGAAGGCACACAGAUAACCAGGAAGAAAGAAGUUAUACCCUCUUUUCCCUUGGCGAUAGCCCAGGGCCCGUCACUGGGCUCCCUACACCAAUAACCCACAGGACAGUCAUGAUGAAGGGCUGGGCUUGCAUCAACCCCAUGGAAGCCCGGGCACAGCAUUGCUGCUCUGAACACCUCCUCUACUGACACCCCUUGGCCACGGCUGUUCCUACUCCUCACUCCCAGCCCCUCAGAGGACACUGUCCAUGCUGCAUGGAUCAAAACCCCAGAGUACAUUAAAGGAUUGUGAAACUGUC
Messenger RNA from Myodes glareolus (Bank vole), 2356 nucleotides. The record is from RefSeq and is a predicted model, not a curated record. Lineage: Eukaryota; Metazoa; Chordata; Mammalia; Rodentia; Cricetidae.